Molecule: messenger RNA, 1762 nt
Organism: Brassica napus (rape)
Lineage: Eukaryota; Viridiplantae; Streptophyta; Magnoliopsida; Brassicales; Brassicaceae
Product: TVP38/TMEM64 family membrane protein slr0305
Exons: 9
Coding region: 789-1616 (275 amino acids)
Cellular component (GO): membrane
Source: RefSeq, a predicted model, not a curated record
UCACACAACUCUUGAGUUCUUCCAAAAUAUCAUUUGGAUUGUUUUGCAUUUAAAUUACUUUAAAAAAAAUCAAAUAUCAAGUUUUAAAAAUUCAGUAAAACGUUGCUGGAAAAAAAAUUAGAAACCUAAGAAAAUUGUUAAAUAAUAAACUGAAACGAGUGUUCUCUCAUAAUACUAUUACACUAGUGUAAGAAUCCUAAACUAAACUAAUUGUCAUUACUAGAGCUGGAGACAUUGCCCACCUCUCUAACGAGAACCCAAAGGAUCAAAUCUCGGGAGGCUUAUAGCAUUUUGUGCUUGUUCUUCAAUGGUCAACGUGAAUGAUUAACAAUUAAAUAAAUAGAUUCCCCUUAUUUUCUUAAAUAAACAAAAAAAAUACAAAUACCCAAUAAUAAACUUUGUUUGGGCUUUAGGCGUUAUUAAAAGCCCAAACUUUGGGCCUAAAGAAAAUGUUCGCGGAAAAAAAGUUUUUCUACAGUGAAACCAGAACGAGAGAGAGAGGCAAACAGAAUCUCAAGAUCGAAGUAACACUGAUGAAUUCGAAGGAUUGAAAGCAACAAUCUCUCAUUCGAUUUCUGCAAUUCAGCGGAGAUAGAGGCGAGGCAGUGUGAAGCAUAUCUCCAGAAUCGGGGAAGAGGAGGCAUUCAAAUCUGGCGAAAGUGGAGGGGUUAAGGGCGAGGCCGUGGCUCAAGCCAGGAUCUUAUGCGAAUGGAGAUCAAUACGACUACGACGGCGAUGAGGGUGACCAUUCGAGGCCUUGGUGGCGCCGUCGCCUCAGAUCCUUGUAUAUGGCGGCGAGUUCCUUUACUCCGUCCACUUUCCGGAUAGCAAUAUCGCUCCUCCUCCUUGUCGCUAUCGGCACCGCUUUCAUUUUUCUCCCCGUUGAACAGAAAUUGAAGGACUUCUUGUUAUGGAUUAAGGAAGAUCUUGGACCCUUUGGUCCAAUUGCACUGGCUUUGGCUUAUAUUCCCCUCACAAUUGUGGCGGUUCCUGCUUCUGUACUUACGCUAGGGGGUGGUUAUCUUUUUGGCCUCCCAGUUGGAUUUGUAGCCGACUCUCUUGGAGCUACGUUGGGUGCAACAGCAGCAUUUCUACUUGGUAGAACGAUUGGUAAAUCUUAUGUCACCUCAAAAAUAAAGCAUUACCCAAAGUUUCAAGCUGUUUCCGUUGCAAUUCAGAGAUCUGGCUUCAAGAUAGUUUUGCUGCUACGUGUUGUCCCCAUUCUGCCCUUCAAUAUGUUGAAUUACCUCCUAUCUGUCACCCCGGUUCGCCUAGGGGAAUACAUGCUGGCCACUUGGUUGGGAAUGAUGCCCAUUACGUUUGCGCUAGUUUAUGUUGGAACUACUCUGAAAGAUCUGUCUGAUAUUACACAUGGAUGGCAUGAAGUGUCAGUUUUUCGUUGGGUACUAAUGAUGGUUGGCAUUGCUCUAGCUGUAAUUCUGAUAAUAUGCGUAACAAGAGUGGCGAAGUCAUCAUUGGAGAAAGCAUUGGCUGAGAAUGCAACUGAUACAUUAGAUGGGAAGAAGAAUGAUGACACAUCCAUGCUCCCCAUUGCAGAACCACCACCACCAACGGAUCAUCUACACGAACCUCUCGACAUCAGAAUCGACCCAUAAGAAAGAACAAACAAAAGGAACCAAACCUCUUGAGUUUGUAAAUUUUCCAGAGAUUUUUUUACCGAGGGAGAAUAUUAUUUGAUAACGUUUUGUAUAGCCCAUAAUAAUACAUAGAUUCACCGUUUAAGUAAGUCGUUCCUUUUUCA